Camellia sinensis is the source of this 2499-nucleotide messenger RNA. The record is from RefSeq and is a predicted model, not a curated record. NCBI's taxonomy places the organism in Eukaryota, Viridiplantae, Streptophyta, Magnoliopsida, Ericales, Theaceae.
UUUCAACAAAUUAAUAAUAUGUUCAUCAUCUUCCCUCUUCUCUCUCUAUCUCUUGCUCCUCCUUCUCUCUUUAUCUUCCCACUUCUCUCUAUCCUUCUUCCAGCAUUUUUAGUUUUGUUUUUUGUGUUUUUUUGAAAGAAACAGUUCGGAACCAUUACGUAACGGUGCGUAACAGGUCGUUACGACUGUUACCGUUACGACCGCCACGGCAGCCGCUACAACCGACACACCUAUGAAUCUUAAUCACACUGCAAAAGCGGCCAUAACGGGUGGCGGUAACCACCAAAACUGUUACGUAAUGGCGUUACGUAACGGUUGCGGCCGCUUUUUAAAACCUUGCUUCUAACUUUUUUUGGUGCUCUUAAAUCCUGUUGCAGAGUAUUCCCUUUUUAUCGUCUCUUCUCAAGCGCAUCGAUCGGCUUUUGCAAUUUGACAGGCUUAUGCCAAGCUACAAUGGUAUCUUGAUGAUCAGCUGCAUCCGAACAUUAACUCAAGUCGCACUGAAGCUUUCUGAAUUCAUCCCUCUUGAUCGUGUGAUUGAACUAAUCAAACCAUUUCGGGAUUUAAAGACAAUGUGGCAAGUCAGAAUUGAAGCAAGUGAAGCUCUCCUUGAUCUUGAGUUCCACUGUAAAGGCAUUAAUGUGGCAUUAAUGUUGUUCAUUAAAUACUUAGAAGAAGAGCCAUCCUUGAGAGGGCAGGCGAAGUUGGGUCACCAUGUUACGCGUCUAUGCCAGAUAAGAAGUGGAUCUGAUUCUGAUGACGAUAUAAAGAGUGAAACUCUUGUGUCUUUACUCCGUCUGCUUGAAAGUCCUAUGGCAUUCAACAAUGUUAAUCUUCGACACUAUUUGUUUUGCGUGUUACAAGUCCUUUCAGGAAGGCCCCCGACACUUUACGGAGUCCCAAGAGAUGAAACUAUGCGAAUGGGCCAUGCAGAGACUUGCAGUGAACUGAAAAAUAUUUUUGCAGCUCUUGUUAAGCAAUCAAAGCCUGUGGAGCCUCCCAUGGAUGCCCCUAAUAUAUUACACAUGGAGCCUACUGUGGACAUCUCUAACCCAUCACCAAAUACGUACCAUACUAUGGACAUCCCUGACUUCCCAUGUCCAGACCCUACUGCAGACAUGUCUAACCUAUCACAACCUGAGCCCACUGUGGACAUUAUUAACCUAACACAACCUGAGCCCAAUGUGGACAUUCUUAACGUAUCACAACCUGAGCCCACUGUGGACAUUAUUAACCUAACACAACCUGAGCCCAAUGUGGACAUUCUUAACGUAUCACAACCUGAGCCCACUGUGGACAUUCUUAACCCAUCACAUCUAGAGCCUACUGCAGAUCCUCUCGUGCAUACUCCUAACUUCUCACAUGACGGUUUAGUUAUUCCGGAAGCUUCCAAGGAAGCUGACACUGUUUCAAACAGUCAUGAGCGGAGGAAACCAGUGGUUAAGAUUCGGGUCAAACAAUCUGUGGCAUCAAGUAGAGCUGAAGAUGUUGAUAAUGCAACGGUUGAAAAAUCUCUAGGCGGGCAUAAUGAUGCUGAUCAUGGGCCGAGCAGUUCUAUUUCUGUGGACGCACCCCAAAGAAAUUUUGUUGAGGCUGUGAGCGUAAGCAAUCAAAAUCUUGAAGAAGUCAACUCGUGUCAUGAUCCUGGUUCCCGGAUGACUGCCAGCAUUGGCAGUGCCAAACUUGCGAGCGGUGAUGAACUCGGAAAGGAACUCCAGUGCACUGCGGACUCUAGCAAAGUUUCCACGCUCCCUCAAACUGAUGAUCGAUCUUCACCAAGUAUCGCAAAGGAUAACGGAGGGACGACUAAAAUGCAAAAAUAUGUUAGUCUUCAAACCCUUUCUGUCACAAGACACGGUGUUGAUAGUGUUUCAUUGGACACUCAUUCGCAUGGGAAGGAGAGAGCAAAGAAGAAAGACAAGGAGAAGAAACGGAAACGGGAUGACCGCAAAGGUCGCCGAGACGAUCCAGAGUAUUUAGAACAGAAACGGUUGAAGAAGGAGAAGAAGCAGAAGAAAAAAGAGAUGGCAAAGGUAUCUUCUUUGGUAGAUUUGCAAAAUACGAAAGGUAAACCCCAAACAAAAUUGAUAAUGUUUGGUGAGGAAGCAAAGAAAGUUGAAUUUGAAACUAGGUUAACAACAAUGGUGAGCCAAGAGGCUAAAUCAUCAUCGGUGGAGAUUCAAGGUAAGGAACAAAUUGUGCAAUUGAAUGCGGGCGACACCGGUGGUGGAUCGAAUUUAGUGACAAAGAUGAUGGAUAGCCGAGCUGACGCAUCGGAAGCAAGUUCUUCCCACAAAUUUCGAAUUAAAAUUAAAAACCGAACGCUCAACAAAUCGUAAUGAAUGCAAUUUUGAGGUCUUAUUGGAAUUGAAACUUCUAAUGAGUUGUAUAUGUUCAUAUUUUUGGGCAUGUGUGUAGAAGUAGGUGGUAGUGUGAGAAACUGCUUGUAUUGAUGGCUAAUAUUAUCAAUCCAAAGGUGAUAUUGUUUCUUGUUGUCUA